AAAAAUCGACUUUUAGAUCCUCGUCUAUAUUAAAUAAUAAAGGUGGUUGGUAUAUUGGCGAAAAUGUUAUUGAAUUCACUAAGAAGAAAUGUUGGGCUAUCGCUAUUUCGUUAUAGAUCUCAAUCCACUGCACCUGCGGUCGCUUCAACAGAACCUGAAGAUAUUGCCAACAUUGAGCAACGUAUCUUGAAUCAUCCGGACUAUUUCGAAGUUCACAACUUAUUUACGGUGAGGGAUCUUUUCAAUGCACGUGUUCACUUCGGUCACAAAGAAGGGUCGCUAGAUGAUCGUAUGCGUCCCUAUAUAUACGGCAGCCGGUUAGGACAUUUGCUUUUCGACUUGGACAAAACAGCUUCACACCUACGGGAUGCAUUGAACAUAACGGCUCAUGUCGCUUUCAGGGAUGGGAUCAUAUGCUUCUUCAAUCGCAAUGCAUUAAAUGCCCAUUUGGUUGAGAAGAAGGCAAUGGAAGCCGGGGAAUUUUCUCACACUCGAUUUUGGCGCGGUGGUAUUUUUACCAAUUCCAAUAUACAGUUUGGAGCUAUUACAAGGCUACCGGACUUGUGUAUAUUUUUAAAUACACAAAACAAUGUACUAACACAACAUACUGCUGUAAGGGAUUGUGCUAAAAUGGCCAUACCUACUGUCGGAAUUGUUGAUACCAACUGCAAUCCCAAUUUAAUAACAUACCCAGUUCCCGGCAAUGAUGACUCUCCAGCAUCUGUAGAACUUUACUGUGAACUAUUCAAGUCAGCGAUAUUAAGAGGCAAGCAAAAACGACUUGAAUUGUUGGGCGAAGCAGAUCCCAAAAUACAUGAUGCGGAUAAAGCCAAGAGAAAAACUAAAAAAUAAGUAUUUAUAUGAUUUUUAUUCUAUACAUGUUAAUUAGGUUUCCUGUUAAUAAAACGCUCUGCAACAAA
This is a messenger RNA of Stomoxys calcitrans (stable fly), 920 nucleotides long. It is a transcript of the gene mRpS2, whose product is annotated as small ribosomal subunit protein uS2m. Gene Ontology annotation, biological process: translation. The record is from RefSeq and is a predicted model, not a curated record. Gene Ontology annotation, cellular component: ribosome; mitochondrial small ribosomal subunit. Bases 64 to 852 code for a protein of 262 amino acids. Lineage: Eukaryota; Metazoa; Arthropoda; Insecta; Diptera; Muscidae. The transcript is spliced from 3 exons. Gene Ontology annotation, molecular function: structural constituent of ribosome.